This is a messenger RNA of Lactuca saligna, 2950 nucleotides long. The record is from the annotation of a GenBank genome assembly. NCBI's taxonomy places the organism in Eukaryota, Viridiplantae, Streptophyta, Magnoliopsida, Asterales, Asteraceae.
GUAUCUUAUUUUUUUAACUGUUUAAAUACCUACAAAAAUGCUCAAAUCUGCAUACUUGUUCCCUUAGAUUUCCUCAAUUUUCUCGAUCUCUUCCAACCUCGAUUCAAAUUUCACACAAACAACUACAAGCCCUAAUUCCCCUUUUUAUAUCUCUGUAUCUAUCAUAUAUAUCUAUAUAUCGGACAUAUACGAGCCAUUUUAACCUAUCGGUAUCUUCCUUCUCUCUCUGCUUUUUAGUUUCUCUCUCUCUAGACAACCAGACACUCUAUUUUUGUAAUACUGUUGGGUUUCCUCAAAAGAUAUCUUGAAAAUUUAGAGGGUUUCGAAUGGUGAGAGGAGACUGAGGUGGAAAUUGACUGGUUUUGUGGUUCAGAAAGAUCGAAGAAAAAGGGAAACCGAAGAUGGCAUCUACAGAGGCCGAGUUAGAGCAACAGCUUAAGGAGGCAGGGAAACAGUUAUCACAUCCCCCGGAUUCGGUCGAUGGACUUCUCCCUGUUCUUGAUCAAGUAGAGAAACUUCUAUCAAAAGUUGACCAGUCCCCGAAAAAGUCAAUGCUAGAUGCACUGAAACCAUCAAUGAGAGCAUUGAUUCAAGACAGCCUUUUAGGGCAUUCAGAUGUGGAUGUGAAGGUUGCAGUUGCUUCAUGCAUCAGUGAAAUAACAAGAAUCACAGCACCUGAUGCACCCUACAAUGAUGAUCAAAUGAGGGAUGUUUUUCAACUGAUUGUUUCCUCCUUUGAGGAUUUAUCAGACCAAUCUAGUCGAUCUUAUAACAAAAGGUCAUCAAUUCUUGAAACUGUUUCCAAAGUUAGAUCAUGUGUCAUCAUGCUUGAUCUUGAAUGUGAUGAGCUGAUUGUGGAGAUGUUUGAGCAUUUUUUAAGAUCAGUAAGGGAUUAUCAUCUUGAAUCCAUAUAUUCAUCCAUGGAAAAUAUAAUGGUAUUGGUUUUAGAAGAAAGUGAAGAAGUUUCAGUUGAAAUGCUCAAACCAAUCUUGGCUAGUGUUAAAAAAAAUAGUGAGGGAGUUUUACCAAUAGCUAGAAAGUUGGGGGAAGGGGUGAUUUUGAAAUCUGCAGCUAAGUUAAAGCCUUACUUGAUGCCAGCUGUCAUAUCUUUAGGUGAUACAUUAGAUAUGUACACUCAAGUUGUGGCUUCAGUAUGUGAAGGGACACCUGCUACAAUUGAACAUGAUGAUGAAAAUGCUUCAGGGGUACAACUGGCCAAUGAGAGCAAAUCAACAAAGGGAUCUCUAGAUGAUGCACAACAGGCUGAUGAGAGUAAGCUUACAACAGCAUCAUCAGAUCACACGGAUCAGGUGGUUAAAGAAGAUACAUGUCAUGAUGAUGAAGAUCCUACUUUAGACAGAUCUCCAAAAUCAGUUAUGAGUAAUGGAGUGAAGGGGGAUGAAGAAGCUUCAGUUGAUCAAGAACCUUCAAAGAAGCCACAAGAAGACAAAAACGAACAGAAACUUGAUCUUGAUGAUGGUGAUGAGUCAGAUGCUGAUGUGGCAAAGCCGGAAUCAAAACCAGAACAGACUUCCAAAAGUACAAGGACUAAAUCCGACACAACAGUAAACUCCGGGGAGCCUUCUGAUUCUUCUCAUGUUGAAGAAACCGAAAAAGACGAAAACGCCCCUGAAAGUAAAGCUGAGAAUGUUUCUUCCCCUUCCCCUUCUCAAAGUGACAGCCUUCCAGAUGAAAGCCAAGUCAAGAGACCCGUCAGGUCCAAAAAGAAACAACCACUUCAAAAAGACGAAAACGCCCCUGAAAACGCCACCUCCCCAUCCAAAUCCGGGAGCCCGAAGAAAACCGGGCGGGCCAAGAACAAGGCGGUUGCUGCCAAAGUUCCGGCCGCCGCCAUUGAUGAAUCGGAAGAUGGUGGUGCCGCUAGUGAUUCUGAUGAUGAUAAUAAGCCUCUGAAGAAGGCUGAUAAGAAAGUGGACGCGGGUAGUUCAGGGGCAAAACCGUCAAAACCAGCAGGGAAGAAAGGGAAGCAGAGCGGUAAGAAAAUGGAUGUGGGUGAAUCAGGGGCAAAAUCGUCAAAACAGGGGAAGAAAGUCGAUGAGAGUGUAAAUGUGAAACAAUCUGUGAAGAAAGGAGAAGAAGAUAGUGAUUCAGAUGCUAAACCACUGAAGCUGUCAGUUAAGAAGGGGGAGAAAAGUAAAAAUGUUGAGGAAGAUGAGGAAAGUGAUUCAGAUAGUAAGCCACUGAAGGUGUCUUCUGCUGCUAAAAAGGAAAAGGAGCAAACAAAAUCUUUAUCGGGUGAUGAUGAGAUGGAGGAGUCUUCUCCAAAGGGCACCCCAGGGAAUAGUUCAAAAAGGAAGCGUAAUACAGUAAAAGAUAAAGUGAAGUAUGAUAAAAGCCUGGUUGGUUUGAAGGUCAAAGUUUGGUGGCCUGAAGAUAAAACGUAUUAUGAAGGUGUUAUUGAGUCAUUUGAUUCUGCUAAAAAGAAGCAUAAGGUUUCAUAUGUGGAUGGAGAUGAAGAGAUAUUGAAUCUGAAAACACAAAAAUGGGAGAUUUUGGAACAACGGGAUGAGGAGCCAAUCGCCGAAGACCAAAAUGAAGAAGAAGACGAAGCACACAAAAAGAAGAAAUCAAAAACCGACCCCACACCAUCUGCUUCUAAAGAUUCUGCCAAAAGAGUUGGUGCCACGUCAUCAUCUGCCAAAUCAAAAGACAACAAAUCCACAUCUCAAAAAACCGGCGCCAAGUCAACCGAUGCAGCCGCCGGAAAGUCAAAGGAAGACGAAGAGACACCAAAGUCAAAGACGGUCAACAAGUCAAAAGGUAAAACCCCUCAGACCAGCACCAAGUCCAAUUCCAAUUCCAACGGGCCCGGGAAGGCGAAAUCCGGUUCCGAGGAAGCGAAAACUCCGGAAUCCACAAAGGGCGGGUCAAAAAGUGGAAAGAAACGAAAGAAGAGGAGUUAAGAGAGACAGGUGGAAGUGGAUGGGGG